AUCACUUUUGCACUAAGCGCAUGCGCUAACGUCGCCAGCGCGUUUUCCGCCAUUUUCUUCCUCCGACGAAACACAGCUUCUUUGUUUCCUCGUCUGUUUUAUUCCAGCAUUCCGACAAACCUACCGCAGCAGCCAUGGCGUACAAAGGACAGAAAGUGCAGAAGGUUAUGGUGCAGCCGAUCAACUUGAUCUUCAGAUAUCUGCAAAACCGCUCGCGUAUCCAGAUCUGGCUGUACGAGCAGACCAACAUGAGAAUCGAGGGACACAUCAUUGGAUUUGAUGAGUACAUGAACCUGGUGCUGGAUGAUGCAGAGGAGAUUCAUCUCAAGACAAAGAACAGGAAGCCGCUGGGUCGGAUUCUUCUGAAGGGAGACAACAUCACCUUGAUACAGAGUGUGAACUCUUAGUUUUCCUUCCAAACAUUGUCAUUUAGUGAUAUAGACAAGCCUGUACAUCCUUUACACUCAUCUCGGUAUAUACUGCAAUCUUGUGUCAUGUACUUUUGAACAAUACUCAUUUCUAUGGUAAAGAUGACUUUUGUGAUCACUUGGAUGUACAUGUGUAUUGAAGCUAUGAUGGGAAACUGAUGAUAUUUGUUAUUUCCUGAAGAAAAGAUUUCAGUUAUAGUUUCAUUAUAUUUUCUUUGUGGCUCAACCCAACCUGUUAAAAAACUGUACAGACAGUUUUUAAGGUGUCCUUUUUUUUUUAUUGAGUACAUAUAAACUGAACAUUCUUCUUGAGACCAUUAGAGUAAGGAAUACAGAACUGAGGUUUGCCUAUAGCCUCAGCAAUGUGGCUUAAAGACCACAUUGACAGACUCAUUGAUUGUUUCAUAAGAUGGGGCAAGGACGUAUAUUAUAUAACGUCCUUGGAUGAGGUAAAAAGGAAGUAUAUGAAGUGCUGAAUAAGCUUUUAGGUCAGUCCCUCUAACUUGUCAAAGGUAGAAAAGUGCACAGCAUCAUGAUACGGUUGAUUAUCAAGUAAGGUGUAUACAGUUUUGUUAUUACACGAGAACACGCGAUUUUACCCCUUACUAGUAGUUACUGUAUACCCAACUUAUUUUCAGGGCAUCAUCCGUGUGUCUUCUUGAAGCACAAACCCUAGAACUAUACUUUUUGUACUGUAUCACAAUUACCUUUAGUUACAAGUAGUUAUCACGAUACAAAGGCAAUGUGUCAUCCUUAUUUCUGUACUUCCGUUUUGAUGGUACAACUCAAAGCUUGCAGAUAAACUAUAGCUGAUUUCCCUGCUUCUGAUUUAUAAGAGAAAACAGACCAGUAGCCAAGUGUCCCCCUCACAGCCCCAACUGAAUGUCCCCUCCAUGGUAGUAUUCGAAUUUAGAAGGGAAACUGGAGUUUUGUACACAAUAAAACACCUCUUUGGUGAA
Messenger RNA from Branchiostoma floridae (Florida lancelet), 1387 nucleotides. Its product is annotated as small nuclear ribonucleoprotein E. Lineage: Eukaryota; Metazoa; Chordata; Leptocardii; Amphioxiformes; Branchiostomatidae. The coding region runs from base 135 to 407 and encodes 90 amino acids. Gene Ontology annotation, molecular function: RNA binding. Gene Ontology annotation, biological process: mRNA splicing, via spliceosome; spliceosomal snRNP assembly. The record is from RefSeq and is a predicted model, not a curated record. Gene Ontology annotation, cellular component: U2 snRNP; precatalytic spliceosome; U1 snRNP. The transcript has 5 exons.